This is a messenger RNA of Paramecium octaurelia, 453 nucleotides long. NCBI's taxonomy places the organism in Eukaryota, Ciliophora, Oligohymenophorea, Peniculida, Parameciidae. The record is from the annotation of a GenBank genome assembly.
AUGGAUUAAUUUUAGACAUGUGAAGGCAAGCUCUUGUUUAUAACUUAUUAUUUAUAUAAAUCUAAUCGGAUUGGAAUAGAGUAAAAAAGUGAAAUAAAAGGUGACAUAUAUAAUUAAUUCACAGAUAUGCUUAUAGCAAAAGAUUUUAGAAUAUAACAAGUGAUGUAAGAAAUAAAGAAUGAAACCAAUGUACAGAAAAUUGAAAGAAUGCUAGAAAACAUUAAUGUACUAUAUAUUAAUAAACGAUAGCCAGAGGAACAUAGUCCCAGAGACAUAGAUGACAAUUUGAGUCAUACGUAUAAGUAAAAAAGACCUAAGCUCUUUAAAUUCUAAAAAUCAAAUUUCUCGAAAUUCAUAGAAGCAAAAGCAAAUGAAGAUACUGAUACUUUCUCUUCAAACAAACAAUUAGAGUUUAGACAGCGAUUAUAUUCAUUAGCAGCAGAUUCUUGUUGA